CGACGUAAAGACUUCAGUUUCCGUGCCAGACUUGCCCUUAUGUUAUAUUUGACCCGCGUCCAACUAAUAUUCGUUGAAUAGGAAGUAUGAUUCUCCGCAGUCACCUCGCAAAGAUUCGUUUGUCAACUUGAGCCCUGAAGCUAGGCGAGCAAGCUGUUGUAAGCAUUAGCCUCGAACGGAAUGAACCACAAUUGAGAGAGUGUUUACCAAAGAACCCUUUUUGUGUUUUUCCACAAGGUUUAAUCCAUUAUUGUGCUGAUCAGGUAUUUUGUCAGACUCUCGCAUGAAACUCACAAAAAUGGAAACUAAAGGUGACCAAUAUGGCAGACGAAUGUCUUUUCCACAAGAUAACGCUAGCCAUUCAGUGUUUCAACGAAAACCGAGGAAUCUCACCGUGGGAUCAAACAAUAACAUCGAAGAGGAGAACAAAGUCAUCAGAGCGGCUGUGCUGGGCAAAGAUGGCGUUGGAAAAACCGCCUUUACUGUUCGUCUUCUGACACGUCGUUACAUAGGCGAAUAUGACGGCACACUAGAAAGCUGGUACCAGCAUCGCGUUGAUAUAGAAGGAAAAGAGGUUUUAUUUCAUGUUUUUGAUACAGCUGGCAAGAAUUGCAAAGAAAAGAUUGAUACCUGUGCGUCAUUGGACAUAGUGUUUGUACUUUACUCCAUCACUGAUCGCUCAUCGUUCCAAGAGGCCACCCUCAUUGUCAAAUAUCUACACGAAACAAAGAACAUUCCCUCGUCAAAAAUUUUUUUGAUAGCAUCAAAAGCAGAUCAGAAACGACACACAGAGGUGACAGAAUUUGAGGGAAAACUUUUUGCCGUGAACAUGGGUUGUUCAUUCCAUCAGUUAUCAAAUUCGGAAGAUUUUUCUGAGCACAGCAAGGUAUUGAAACAAGCUUAUCUGAGAGUGUCCCUUGGGCAUGUACAAAAAGCGCCCAAGUCUCCCCUGAUGAGGAGAUUAAAAGGAGGCUUCAAGAACAAAGGACAAACUGUUAUUACUGAACACAGAAACCGAUCAGGAAGCGUCGAGUUUUAGAGGCAGCCUUUCCAAUGCAAACAGUGAACGAAAAAGACUACGCUGAGAGAUUUUGUCCUACAAUAUGGCAUUAUUUCCAACGCGAACCUAGUCAAGGAGGCUCAUAAAAAAAUUCCGUAAUUUUUCAGCAAGUCAUUCUCUGAGGAAUGAUUACAAGCCUAUUUCCUUUUCAAAUAAUUUUCAUUUUAAUUUGAAAAUGGCUUCUCACAAAUUUCUAAUCAUUACUUAUCAACUGAAGGUAUUUUAAGUUAGAGGCCCAAAAGUAAGGUAAAGUCUGUUUACGAGCCUAGUGGCCCAUUAGGCCGGUGCUUAACUCCGGUUUUUGUAGCAUGAAGCGA
Stylophora pistillata is the source of this 1377-nucleotide messenger RNA. Its product is annotated as ras-related and estrogen-regulated growth inhibitor. Gene Ontology annotation, molecular function: GTP binding; GTPase activity. The record is from RefSeq and is a predicted model, not a curated record. NCBI's taxonomy places the organism in Eukaryota, Metazoa, Cnidaria, Anthozoa, Scleractinia, Pocilloporidae.